CUGGAAAUGAAAUCGCACUUGGCUCAAAAAGAUCGUUAGCCAGCCCGGAUUCCUCCUCACUCCUCUCGUUUUGCUCUUGCUCAGCUCACCCCUACUCUCCUUAUAGAACACCUGUCCUUGUGAGCACCUUUUUACCCCAUUGUCCCUACUGCUCGCUACUCGUGCACUCUUCGGCCCGACUACCAUUAUCUUGUGCUCGCCUCCCUCCCUAUCUCUUCCGAAGCGCGAUUAUUCUACUGCCGCCUAUCGAGCCACCCUUUUUAUUAAUAUCACGCACGCUGCCAGCAAACAAAAACUCGAGUUCUUGGCACUAUAAACAAUGCAGGUGGCCAGCCAUAAAGCCGCUUCGUCGUCAUCAAAAGCCUCGUCCGAGGACCCGCACGUCGGUGACUCGCGGCGGUACAGCGAGAGUGUAGCUGACAACGACAACGACAACGACAACGACAACGACGAUGACGACAACGAUAUUGAGGACGACAACGACAACGAUGAUCAGGACAAGAACACCGGCGACGCCGACGAGCAAGACGACAACGAGGCCAACAAGCAGCCGCGCCUGAUGCGGGCCUGCGACAACUGCCGACGCAAGAAGGUAAAGUGCGACGGGUCCAAGCCCUCGUGCUCGCACUGCACCCGCAUGAAGCUUGCCUGCCACUACAGCCCGCUGGUGCGCAAGAAGCGUGUCCGUCGAAGCAUCAUUGAGAAGCUAGAGGAGCGGCUCGAGUCGAUGGAGCAGAUGCUGCAGCCGCUGGUCGAGCGCCUGUCGCCGACAGACCCGGUCGUGGGCCCAAUCCAGAACCAGUUUGCGCCGGGCUUUGCUCCGUUCAUCCAGCCGCAGCAGCAGAUAUACAUUCCACAGCCUGGCGCCCAGGGUAUUCCGCGCGAGCCGUACUACCGCCAGCCGUCGUUUGGCCUGCAGCCGCCGGUGACUAUCCACCCGGCGUUCCAGCUGCCGCCGCCGCACAUUAUCGAGGAGAUGAUGGAGAUUGCGAUCACGCGGAUCACGCCGAUGGCUCCGCCGGUCUCGUGGGUGCGCCAGCUCAAGCGAUUCCACUCGGGGCAGCUCCCAGAGUUUACCAUUUGCGCGAUCAUUGCGCUGGCAGCGCGCUUCAGCAACCGCCCAGAGUUCAUGUGUACGCCCAAAUACAACGCGGGGCGCGAGUACGCAAAGCGCUCGGCCGAGCUCAUCUCCGGUCUCGUUGACAGGCCAGAUCCAGACGUCGUCGAGUGCCUGAUUAUGCUGUCGUUUUACGAAUGGGGCUGUGGCCGGGGCGAAUCAGCGUGGACCUACACUGGCAUGGCGACGCGACUCGCCCAGCGAUGCCGCCUGCAUCUGGUAGACGAAGAAGACUUUAACGAGAACGCCAGCAGCAACUCGCGCAGCUGGGCUGAUACAGAAUGGCGCCGACGGCUGUGGUGGCACGUGUACUGCAGCGACCGCAUCUCCAUUGUCGUGGCAUCGCGGCCAGCAACCGUGCACGACGACGACUGCGUGGUAAAUCUACCUAGCCACGACCACGACUGGAUAAUGGGCACAAUCCCGGACGAGGACAAGCAGCCUGCACAUAUCAACAUGGAGGAGACAUGGGUGCCAAACCAAUUCUCCACGCGCAUCCCCGACUGCUGGUGGAUGGCCAUUGAGAUGUACCGGAUUGGCGGGCGCAUUGCCGAGUUUGCGAAUCGCAGAAGGAGACCUGUGCGUCCGUCGGAUCUGUCCCGCCGCGCCACUUUCGAUGCACUCGACAAGGAGCUGGAGUCCAUCCGCGGGCGCUUCAUUCCGUACUUGGAGUUCCCGCCGCGUACGGAAUGGCUGCUCAGCGGCUACGCAAACCUGGGCGACGGUACUAACGGAAUGACCAACAUCUGCGCAAUUUACUUCAAUCUACACAUCAUGUACUACGGUGCCAAGAUCAUCCUGUAUCGCUCCGAAAUGCCGUCAUACGCCUACGAAAAGAUCAGCCCCGAGAUGAUUCAGCGAGCCAAAGCGGUGUGCAUUGAGGCAGCGCAUAAGCAAGCUGACGUUAUUCGCUGGGCAAUGGAGUCGGUUCCUGUCGAGUACUGGGACCCAAAAAUAGGAAUCUGGUCGCUUCAAGGAGCCUCCAUCCAUGUCAAUGCGGCAUUGUGCGACGAUAGCGCGAUUGCCGAGCAGUCGAGGCGCGACCUUGAAGUCCACCUGAAGAUGCAUGUGGCUGCCGACCAGUUCUAUCAUUUCAACAUGGCGAUGAUCACGAUGCUGCACCAUGUGUUUAACCUGCGCAAGAAACAGCGGCUGCUGACAGCCAACAAGGUCCAGCGGUAUCAGCGAGGAUGGCGACUCGGAGCUGCUGAUUGAGCACGAGAACGACCCGGACCCA
Linderina pennispora is the source of this 2354-nucleotide messenger RNA. RefSeq lists its product as uncharacterized. Lineage: Eukaryota; Fungi; Kickxellomycota; Kickxellomycetes; Kickxellales; Kickxellaceae. Gene Ontology annotation, molecular function: DNA binding; zinc ion binding; DNA-binding transcription factor activity, RNA polymerase II-specific. Gene Ontology annotation, cellular component: nucleus. The transcript has 2 exons. Gene Ontology annotation, biological process: DNA-templated transcription; regulation of DNA-templated transcription. The record is from RefSeq and is a predicted model, not a curated record. Bases 320 to 2332 code for a protein of 670 amino acids.